CCCCCUCCACUUCCUCCUUGUUCCCUCUCUCCUCUGAUUUAGGGUUUCUCAGUGGAUCCUAAUUGCAUCUCUAUAUCAGACCAUCGUCCUCGUCAUGGGGAGAAUGAGGGUAUGGGGAGCAGGGUUGGUCCUGUUGGUGGUGGUUGUUGGGAGGCUAACGUGUGCAGAACCCGUUAGGGUUCCGUUACCUUCCGUUUGCCCUUCGCACUCCGUUAAAGACUCGAUCUUUGGGUUUUCAGAUUCAAUAUGUCCCUUGAAUGGGUUGGAACCUUUCGAUGUCGUCGGUGUUAUUGAGUGUCAAACUUGCAAAGCGAGUAUUAUCCACCCUUGUUGUGGAUCAAAACGUGUUUGUUAUAUCCACUUGUUACUUGAGACGCUUAAGUCUUUCCCAACCCUGUGCAAAGAGAUCCACACUGAUACAGGUUGCGGGAAGUAUGAAUAUAAUCAUG
This is a messenger RNA of Ilex paraguariensis (yerba mate), 449 nucleotides long. NCBI's taxonomy places the organism in Eukaryota, Viridiplantae, Streptophyta, Magnoliopsida, Aquifoliales, Aquifoliaceae. The record is from the annotation of a GenBank genome assembly.